AUGGCUGGCCGACGGCGCUUUUGCUCCCGCGGGGGAGUAGAAGAAGACACUGCUUCUAUCGGCAAGUCGAUCGCGCAGCAUUGCCAUACUUUCAAGCGUAGAUCCACCAGGACCUCACCUAGGAAUGGCAAUACUAGCACGAAAGAGUCCAUGACAGACAAGCCGCAGAAGAAGGUUCGCAAGGCAUGUGUGAGAUGCAGAAUGAAGAAGACCAAGUGCGAUGGUAGAAUCCCUUGCAGAAGGUGCAAGGACGAUCAGAAGAUUUGCACAGCCAGCGCCAGGAGAACGGUUACCUUUAAACAGACUCCGAAAGGAUACGCCGAGGUACUGGAGCAGUCCCAGUAUAUCUUGAUAGAAACUGUUUGCAAGCUGUACGGCAUGGUCAGGAACUCGCAGCCUUGGAAGUUGGCUGAGCCCCAGAUCAAUGAACACGGCCAACCCGUCGCCCAACAUGUCGCGCAGAUCCUGGGCUGUGUUCCACCCAACAGCGAGAUUGAUCUCCCAGUCCAGUCCGUCUUCCCUGAAGAUAUGGACAGUAUGGAGGAGCUGUAUCGCGAGCUGGAAGAACAUGAGAGAUCUGAAGCUGCAUCAACGCCCAACCUUGCAAGAGACAAGGAAUCGGCUUGCGAUGAAACUGCGAUAUCGGAAUCGCAAGACUCGGAUAUUGAACUUCCCUAUUAUGGGGCCGAUUUCGGCACACAGAGCGCCAUGAAUCUACCGCUGCAGAGUCUUAGCACGGGGAGUGAUGAUCUGGAUUUUGAGGGCGCUGCAGCCGCCGACAUGUACGGAAAUGCACUGUUUCCCGAUACUCCCCUCUCACCCUUCACAUGGUCCAGCUACAAUGCCGGGUACAACGACUUGACAAUGUGUCUCCUGCAAAAGGUGGGCGCAAUGCAGAGCAAUGGUAUGCUCCAACAGGGUCGGUUGGGCCCUGGCUUUAAUGGCAUUGAGCCGUACAUCAUGUCUGACGAUAUGGGAAGGGGAUAUAGAGGGAGACAAUGAGCC
Fusarium redolens is the source of this 1005-nucleotide messenger RNA. RefSeq lists its product as uncharacterized. The transcript is spliced from 3 exons. The record is from RefSeq and is a predicted model, not a curated record. NCBI's taxonomy places the organism in Eukaryota, Fungi, Ascomycota, Sordariomycetes, Hypocreales, Nectriaceae. The coding region runs from base 1 to 1002 and encodes 333 amino acids. Gene Ontology annotation, molecular function: DNA-binding transcription factor activity, RNA polymerase II-specific; zinc ion binding. Gene Ontology annotation, biological process: regulation of DNA-templated transcription.